AUGGCUGGUGGUGCCCGUGUUCUCAGGCCUCCUGGUCCCUGUGAGCGCCCUCGUGGGGAUUUGACGGGAGCUUUGGGUCUUCUGAUUGGGGGACGUUGGAGUGUGAAACGGGAUUUGGUCUGGUACUGUAGUGAAGAAGAGGAGGUCACUGUUCGACCAUUUUUGAACGUGGGUGUGCGCAGUACAUAG
This is a messenger RNA of Penicillium subrubescens, 189 nucleotides long. RefSeq lists its product as uncharacterized. NCBI's taxonomy places the organism in Eukaryota, Fungi, Ascomycota, Eurotiomycetes, Eurotiales, Aspergillaceae. The transcript has a single exon. The record is from RefSeq and is a predicted model, not a curated record. The coding region runs from base 1 to 189 and encodes 62 amino acids.